GAUCACAUUGUUUUUCAUAUGCAUACAUAAGAGAUCGCUUGUUUUGGUGUCUUCCUUACUUUUGUUUUUGAUCUGCACAUACUAGACUCAUUCAUGAGAUGCGUAAUAGCGCCCCUGAAUGUAUAACAGCGAGAACAUGAAAACCUUGGUAAAUUCAGUGUUUGGUGGGGAAACGUUGUCUCAUGAAACCCGGAAAACUCUGUGUUUGGCAGGGAAAGAGUUAAGCAAUGGAAUUAACAUACUUGCUUACAAGUUACUGCAUUACUGUUGGAUCCAUAUCUUGCCGUAAAGGUCUGUUUGCUGAGCCUGUCAAAUUGCAACUGGUUUACCGGAGAAUUCACAGCACACUAACAUCAGAAGGUCCGAGGCUAAAGAAGCAUUGAUAUAGAAACACCUGAAGUCCUUAUGCAUACCAGCUGUGAAGGUGCACCAUGAAUUGUGAAGAGCAGGGCAUGGGGAGGGUAGUCCAUUCCUGGGCCAGAUUUGCCCCAGCUGGACAAACUGCCCUCGAAGAGGCCCUGAGGGUCUUUAACCCCAUGUCCAAGGACCUGUCGGACACCGAGAGACAAAUGAUGUCCUUUCUUCAAGAGCUGAGAAAGGAGGGAGCCAAGCCUGUGAUUUUGAGGAGCAAAGAUGUGUACGGAUACACGUCUUGCACCACAGAGCCAAUUACUUCCAGGAUUGGCAGCAAGGUUCAGAGAGUGCCGAAACCUUCCAAGAAGCGAGGGCGGAAAGGUUUGAGCAAGACCAAGGAUGUGAAUUAUGCGAUGCUCAGUAGAGCAGCAAAGAGUAUUCUCCAAAACCAACCCAAGAUCCUGCUUACCAAUCUCUCGGUGGACAGUCUUAAGCAGAAUGUUGCAUCGUCAACGCUAAAAAAACAUUCUGUUCAAGCACAGCAGUGCCUCAAGCUAACAAACAUAAAGGGGUUGACCGGAGGCCACACUGCGAGGUUGCAAAUUCACUUUGGUGCAGAUUCAAAAAGCGUCCCCAGUUUUGCUCUGGGGCGGCCACCGGAUCUCUCCGGAAUUCCACACUCUCCAACGGAAAAUGGCAGUCAGACCUCAAAUGUAGUUGCCUUGGACAACAAACAUGUUUUGUCAUGUCCAUUCAAAGUAGAAGAUGCCCUGAUUGGAGACUCUGCCCCAGUCGUCUGUCAGAAUGGGUUCGGUCUUAAAGAUGGUAGCAUUUAUAAAAAGAUGGAAACUGUAUCAGGUAAACCUGAUGUGAUGACCAGUGGUCUGGACAAUGGUUCAGUGAGGAGACUCCGUUUCCAAAGCUAUAACUGGUCCCAGUCAACACUCACCAAUGGCCAAGACGUUUCUAGAUUGAAUGGCAAUGGUCUUGAAUGGAAGGUUAUAAAAGUAGAUGACUCGGUCACGGAUGAGGAGGUGAGGAGAAAGGCACAGAAAAUCUUGCAAGUUAACUUGUCGCCUGUGAUACAGAUCCAUCCCCUUGUUGACUCUGUAUAGACCCUUGCUACAGACUUUUUGUUUUGUUUCCUUUUUUAUGUUCUCUUGUUUUGCAGAGUUGCAUUUUCUGGAAACAAACCCAAGGUUAUGUCUGAAUGGGAGCAUUGCAGUUACCUCCAAAUUUUGCAUUGUCGUCAAGUAGUUACUGACAUCAUAAUCCAAAGAUGGGAUACUUUUUUUCUGCUCUCACAGUAUUUUGUUUCCCCAACACAUCCCAACCUACCUUUAUUUUGUGUAUUUUUAUCUAACUUCUGAAGGAUUGGACUGAUGAACAAAACCUUAUUUAUGACUAUGCAGUUCCCAGAAUGCUCCUUUUGUUGGAAAACUGGGCAUGGACUGCUGUCUUACUGGAUCAUUGGAACAGACUGAAUUUGUAGAGUGAUUUAUUACAUGCUACUGCUUGAAAAGACAAUGAUAGCCUAACCUAAGUUGGUCUUUAUGGUUUUCUACACCCUUGGAUCCUGCUGAUGUCUAUGUCACCCAGGUUUUUUGACAUCACCAGUUUUGUAAUAUGUUAGUCUGCUGGCAUAGACUGCAUAUGAUAUUUUUGUUUAGACUCUAACAUGUUCAAAUUGGGGGCACUUUUUACAUAUUAAUUUAAUUUCAGGGCAAAAUAAAUGGCCUUAUUCUUUGAGAAGAGUAAAAUUUAACUGAAUCUUUUACUCUUUCCUUCUCAAUGUACUUGUUUCUUUCUGCACUCCACUUCUCAUAAAUUCCUCGAAUGUUUCUUUUAAUGUGCCAACCCUGGUUUUCCGUUUCUUUACAGUUUUGUUGGUACCAUGACCACAAAGAAUUGCAAAAAAAAAUUGCUUCAUUUUAAGAGUUCUCAGAAUCCCGUCAAGCAGUGGACUUGCUUGUCCAUUGAUUGAACGUACCUCAAACACUUGAAUAAGAAAAUGUUAUCAUCAUUAAUCCUGCAGUUAAUUAUGUAUAUUGUUCAUUCCAUGCAUCCAUAAGUUGGUUAGUCCUUAUUUAUGUUUGAUGAUUUGUGGCCAUCUUGAUCGCCUUCUACACAUUUAACCAAAUUCUGAAAUUUCAAACUGAUCUUCAAAGGGGUGGUUUUUAUCCAGCGAUUUCUGAAGGAAGCAAAUUGGAAAAGAAAAACUUCAUUCAGGUUGUCUGUUAAAUCUCCCCAAGAUGUUUUAUUAAGGUCAGUGUUCUGCCUCACCAGGUUUCAUUUGCUGAGGGUGAUUCAUGUGCAUAGAGCAUUUUUUUUUUUUCAAACUAAUGUAGAUGAUGGCAAUGCAGCAGUUUAUUUAUCAUUUAAUUUUUUUUAUAAAUUUAAGUUUAGAGUUAACCAGCAUAUGGCUUCCAUUAAAAAAAAACAACAACUUUCAUCCACACACAAAAUACAAGCAGAAUUUGUUUUCCUGUUAAUCAGUUUUUAUUUCCAUCCAGUUGAAUCUGUGACACUCAAAAGCUGUAAAUGUCAGUGUUGUAUCUUUAGUUACUGUUAUCACGUUGUGGAUUAAAAUAUGUUUGAGAA
Cyprinus carpio (common carp) is the source of this 2955-nucleotide messenger RNA. RefSeq lists its product as uncharacterized. NCBI's taxonomy places the organism in Eukaryota, Metazoa, Chordata, Actinopteri, Cypriniformes, Cyprinidae. The record is from RefSeq and is a predicted model, not a curated record. The transcript is spliced from 2 exons. Bases 432 to 1469 code for a protein of 345 amino acids.